Episyrphus balteatus (marmalade hoverfly) is the source of this 897-nucleotide messenger RNA. RefSeq lists its product as uncharacterized. Lineage: Eukaryota; Metazoa; Arthropoda; Insecta; Diptera; Syrphidae. The transcript is spliced from 2 exons. The record is from RefSeq and is a predicted model, not a curated record. Gene Ontology annotation, molecular function: nucleic acid binding; RNA-DNA hybrid ribonuclease activity. The coding region runs from base 1 to 897 and encodes 298 amino acids. Gene Ontology annotation, biological process: DNA replication, removal of RNA primer.
AUGAGAACUUGCCCUACAGCAGCAAUGGAAGUCAUCCUCCACUUAACACCACUCCAUGAAGUAAUAAGUAGUACUGCUAACGGAACAAUCUUGAGAUUUGCAAAAGAGGGAACUGGUACGGGCAAGAGUAUUGGUCUCAAAGAAAGCGACUCAAUAUCGAACACCACAGUUAAAAACCUCCUUGACAUCCCAAGAGAUUGCAUGAUCAAGAAAUACAAUUUUGAGAAAAACUUUCAAACACAGUUUAGUAGCAAGGCAAAGUGGGUAAGUGAAUCCACGAACUACACUUUCAAUGCAAACGCCAUCAAGUGGUACACUGAUGGAUCGAGAACAGCUGAUGGAACUGGAGCAGGAAUAUUUGGGCCUAGAACCAAAAUUUCCAUUCCAAUGGGACAGUUUCCUAGCAUUUUUCAAGCGGAAAUCAACGCUAUAGAUAAAUGCGCAGAACAUAAUCUCGAAAGAAAAUACAAAAACCAAAACAUUGCCAUCAUGUCUGAUAGCCAGGCCGCACUUAAAGCUAUAAACUCAUACGCCAUCAACUCCAAACUCGUAUGGGAAUGUGUGAAGAAGCUGAACGAGCUUGGCAAGGCAAAUAAAAUAACACUGUACUGGGUUCCCGGACAUGUUGGAGUACAAGGGAACGAAGUAGCAGACUCCUUAGCAAAAGCAGGUGCAACCGCACCUCUUAUGGGCCCAGAACCAUAUUGCGGAAUUGAAGACAGCACGAUCAAACAAAUGAUAAAAACCGAUGAGGAGGCCAAACGAACUAAAAUUUGGAAAGAGACUCCUAAACUCAGACAGAAACAACCAGAGAAUAAUAACAGGGAUCCUUACAGGCCACUGCAAGCUGAGAAAACACCUCAACAACAUUGGCCUGGCAGACAGUGCCACCUGUAG